AUUUGCAGAUUUAAGUAGUUCUAAUUUUGUGAAGUGCAUUGAUUCCUCCACGAUGAAGUUACUUGCUAUAACUAUUUUGUACUUUUUGGUACUGAUACUCACGCUCGCAGCCGAACUUUCCUACGCAGUACCCAUUCAACAGUACGUACCAGACGACCGAUACGAAACCUACCAGACCGAUGAAGACAACGAGGUGUUAACAUCUAACGAAUUAGGUCUUCAAGGUACUCGAUCUGACGACACGUUGGUAGGUCCUGUAGCUUACGCAGAGUUUGAACAGGGACAAAGAGACAGAGAGAUCCUUCAGAGCGACGAAGCUAGGAAUUACUACAGACCUUACGUGAGAUACAGGCAAAUUUCUAAACGAAGGACCAGUGUUCCAGUAAACAGGAGGUACGAUGAAUACCCUGGAUAUUCGUUGUCUGGAUAUGCUAGCAAUAGGGAUAGAUUUCCAACAGUGGCUUGAAGAGUCUCAAAUUUGUAAAAUAAGGCUGUUCAUAUUAGCAGACUGAUUGUGAUGGAGAUACUGUAUUUAAUUUAUUGCAAAUAUUAUCAUAUGUAUUUAAAUUUUAUGUCGUAGUCUAAUAAGCGUUGUACUGAUUAUAAUAAUGCCUAAAAUUCCUACUAUUUUAGUA
This is a messenger RNA of Anoplophora glabripennis (Asian longhorned beetle), 635 nucleotides long. RefSeq lists its product as uncharacterized. Bases 53 to 466 code for a protein of 137 amino acids. NCBI's taxonomy places the organism in Eukaryota, Metazoa, Arthropoda, Insecta, Coleoptera, Cerambycidae. The record is from RefSeq and is a predicted model, not a curated record. The transcript is spliced from 2 exons.